Messenger RNA from Hippoglossus stenolepis (Pacific halibut), 1906 nucleotides. It is a transcript of the gene uck2a, whose product is annotated as uridine-cytidine kinase 2a. The record is from RefSeq and is a predicted model, not a curated record. Gene Ontology annotation, cellular component: cytoplasm; cytosol. NCBI's taxonomy places the organism in Eukaryota, Metazoa, Chordata, Actinopteri, Pleuronectiformes, Pleuronectidae. Gene Ontology annotation, molecular function: ATP binding; kinase activity. Bases 115 to 903 code for a protein of 262 amino acids. The transcript is spliced from 7 exons.
UCGUCAUCACCAUCUUCAUCAUCAUCAUCAUCAUAUGGGAGGAGCAGCUGGCAGCGGACGGACUGGCCGGUGUGUCAGAGUUGGGCCGCAUCGCUCCGUGGCUGCAGAUGAAGCAUGGCAGGCGACAGCGACACAAAGCCAGGUGACAAAGCCCGCAAUGAGAGCUCCAACCGGCAGCCUUUCCUCAUCGGGGUGGCCGGAGGCACAGCCAGCGGCAAGUCUUCGGUGUGUAGCAAAAUCAUGGAGAUGCUGGGGCAGAAUGAGAUUGACCACCACCAGAGGCAAGUGGCCAUCCUCAGCCAGGACAGCUUCUACAGGGUCCUCACCCCAGAGCAGAAGGCCAAAGCACUAAAGGGCCAGUUCAACUUCGACCACCCAGAUGCAUUCGACAACGACCUCAUAAUCACAACUCUGUGGGACAUCAAGGAGGGGAAAACCGUACACAUCCCCGUUUAUGACUUUGUUUCCCAUUCCAGGAAGGAGGAGACAGUGAAGGUUUACCCUGCUGAUGUGGUGCUGUUUGAGGGUAUCCUGAUGUUCUACUCGCAGGAGAUUCGAGACCUUUUCCAAAUGAAGCUGUUUGUGGACACUGAUGCAGACACACGUUUGUCUCGCAGGGUGCUGCGAGAUAUUAGUGAACGUGGUCGGGACCUGGAGAGCGUUCUUGCACAGUACAUCAACCUUGUCAAGCCCGCGUUCGAGGAGUUCUGUCUGCCGACAAAGAAAUACGCAGAUGUUAUCAUUCCAAGAGGAGCUGAUAAUAAUGUUGCUAUAAAUCUCAUAGUGCAACACAUCCAGGAUAUUCUAAAUGAUGGUUUGACCAAGCGGCUGAGCGGGUGGUUUAAUGGUUACGGAACAACGAAGAGUCAACCAAACAUGGAGUCCAGCAGUCGGCCUCACUGAGCACAGCGCUGUGCAGAGAGGAGGAAAAGUUUCACCUGCACGUGGCGAGUGUGCUCUUCAUUGUGGCCAACAACACAGGAGUUACUGCCAGGACACCAGAAGGCCUGCUUUUGAUAUGAUUCUGCUCGGAUUGAGGAAGGACAUCAUUUUCCCCUGGUGGUUCUGAUGUAAAGCAGUUGUAUUCAGUUUAGUUUGUCUCUUUACUUAUUCUAUGAGAUAUGAGGGAGAAAUCCACAGGGGCUCAUUUAUAAUUUAAUUUAAAACUGCCGCUUGCCUUUACCACUGCGCUGGAACAGAGACACUCAAGAAGCUGCUAUUGUGUCAAAAAAUAAAAAUCCUAGCACUUGACAGCCUUUAACCACACCAUAGAUGCGGUGUAGCAACAUGUUAAACGGCAGGGCCUUAGCUUAUCUCACUCAGUUAAAAGAUCACUGUGUGACCGGACUGAUUUUCUUUAUUGAUGCAACUUUUUUUUUUUUUUCAAAGCUCCAUUAUAAAGCAUAUUUUGACUUCUAGAUUUUGAACUUAUGUACUAAUAGGUAAAGGCUUCAGGUGUGUGUCAUGUGGCCCCCGAGCUGUACUUGUUUUGUCAUGUGUAAAAACGACUUAUUAGACAAAUUAAACAACCGGUUUGCACCUCAAGUCAUCUGAUGUGACAUCCUCUCCAAAGAUAAUUUUUCAUUCUGUCCUUGUGGACUAAUUGAUUUGUACCUGAAUGCAGUAUUGACGUCACUGUAACUCAUUUAUUAAGAUGUUGAUGUAACUCAGAACAGUUGAUUAAAUUGUUAUUGAAUUACAACAACAAAAAUAAUUCUUUGAUUUACUUACACUUGAAUCAGCAGAUGCAGGUUUGUUAGUAGAAUUCAAAUGAAGAUGCAUUCAGCUGUAAGUACAAGACACCCAGUGUUUGUGUUCUGUAAAUGUUCUUCAAUGGCUUUCUCCUGUAUACAUAUUUCUAAUGAUAAAGUUUUCAGGUACUCUUUAUUUGCUUGAGUUGACAUGU